This is a messenger RNA of Rhizoctonia solani, 612 nucleotides long. Its product is annotated as DNA-directed RNA polymerase subunit beta'. Bases 1 to 612 code for a protein of 203 amino acids. Lineage: Eukaryota; Fungi; Basidiomycota; Agaricomycetes; Cantharellales; Ceratobasidiaceae. The transcript is spliced from 6 exons. The record is from RefSeq and is a predicted model, not a curated record.
AUGGACGAUCCAUGGUCCGAACGAGACGAGUGCGGCGCCGAACUGACAAAAGACGCAAGGGUCUGGAAGGUAUACGUCAAAGAAGCUGACAAGUCCGACACAGAGCUCGUGGACGGCUGGAACAAGUCGCUGGACGUCAUACUAGUAUUCGCUGCGCUUUUCUCUGCUGUAUCAACUGCCUUUUUGAUCGAAAGCUCAAAAAUGCUCAAGCAGGAUCCCAACGACGUCUCCGCUGCCGCACUCGUCGUCAUAUCCCAGGCACUCGUAGCUUUCACCAGCAACUCCUCAGUAGAUCUCGUAUCCCUCGGGAUGCCGGGCCAAAGCUCCUCCUCUCCAUUUGUCCCUGCACACAACGCCGUGCUGAUCAACACCCUGUGGUACCUAUUGUUGGCCACAAGUAUCGCGACUUCGUUCUUGGCUAUGCUCGCAAAAGACUGGUGCCGUUCAUUCGAGACCGGUCGCUCGGGACAUCCCUGGGAGCAGGCUCAGCGUCGGCAGCGCAAGUGGAUGAUGAUCGAACAAUGCAAGAUGCAUGAGCUAAUUUUGGUGCUACCAUCGCUUAUACAUGUCUCUCUUUCGUUCUUUACGUUCAUCGAACUUGUGUUUUCUUAG